AUGGAUGCCUAUGAGCAAGUCCAAAAGGGACCACUGAAGCUGAAAGGAGUCACACAGCUCGGUGUGACCAAGAGGAAGAAGAAAAAGAAGGACAAAGACAAGGCAAAACUCCUGGAAGUGGUGGGAAAGAUCCAAAGCAAAGAGGAGGAGGAGGAGAGCAGUGGACUUCACAAGCAGACCCCAGCCCAGAAGGCCUUUGAGAAGAUGCAGGAGAAGCGGCAAAAUAAAAGGAUCCUGAAGAAAGCAUCCAAAACCCACAAGCAGAGAGUAGAGGACUUCAAUAGACACCUGGAUGCACUCACGGAGCAUUAUGACCUUCCCAAAGUCAGCUGGACCAAGUAG
Messenger RNA from Hippopotamus amphibius kiboko, 342 nucleotides. Its product is annotated as protein FAM32A-like. Bases 1 to 342 code for a protein of 113 amino acids. Gene Ontology annotation, cellular component: nucleolus. The record is from RefSeq and is a predicted model, not a curated record. The transcript has a single exon. Lineage: Eukaryota; Metazoa; Chordata; Mammalia; Artiodactyla; Hippopotamidae.